Messenger RNA from Diospyros lotus (date-plum), 1943 nucleotides. RefSeq names its product AAA-ATPase At3g28510-like. NCBI's taxonomy places the organism in Eukaryota, Viridiplantae, Streptophyta, Magnoliopsida, Ericales, Ebenaceae. Gene Ontology annotation, molecular function: ATP hydrolysis activity; ATP binding. The record is from RefSeq and is a predicted model, not a curated record. Bases 227 to 1675 code for a protein of 482 amino acids. The transcript has a single exon.
CAUGCAUCUUGAUGCUUGCUUGACAUGCUCAGAUAAAGACGAAGGAAGGAAGGAAGGAGACGAAAGUAGUGUAUAUAUAUGACUAAGAGAGAAUGCUAGAGGAGAGUCACAAUUAGAUUAGAGCAGUAGUUGAAGUAUCACUCAUCUUUCAUUCCAUCCAUUAAAGAGAAAGACAGGCUCCGCGGCUCCCGCUCCCUUUGAAGUUAAGACAUUCGAUCGAUCGAAAAUGGUGAACGCCAUGGCAUUCAUUGGACCGCAAUGGGCUCAAGGGGAAACGAACCAGAUGGCCUUUGCCAUGGCCAUCGGCGCCUCCAUGGUGAUUAUGACCAUGUUCCAACAAUAUCUCACCCACCACUUCGGCGGCUACCUUCAAAGAUUGAUGCGCAAGCUAAUUAGUUCCAUGGACCCUUACGUCCAAAUCAAGUUCCCCGAGGAUUCCGCCGAAGGAGGCCCCAAAAACUACGAAGCUUACUCCGCCAUCGAGACCUACCUCAGCGUUAAAUGCUCCCUCCAAGCCUCCCGCCUCAAGGCCAACUCCGUCAAAGACAUCCGAACUCCGGUCCUCUGCGUCGACGACGGAGACGUUUCCGACGAGUUCAACGGGAUCAGAGUUUCGUGGCAUCUCAACAAAGAGAAAGACCAAGGCUCCGAUCGCUACGGACACUCCGUUAAGAGGUACUUCGUUCUUACUUUUCGCAAAAAGCACAGGAAAACCGUGGUCGAAGAGUACUUGAAGCACGUGAUGAAUGAGGGAAAGAAGGUGGUGGCCAAUAACCGGCAGCUGAAACUCUACUCGAAUAGUUCGAGCGACCGUGGAGCUCGCUGGAACUACAUAAUGGAUUUCGAUCACCAAGCCAGAUUCGAAACGAUUGCGAUGGGAAUGGACAAGAAGCAAGACAUCAUAAACGACCUGGAGACUUUUAAGGAUUCAAAAGAGUACUAUCGGAGGAUUGGAAAGCCAUGGAAGAGGGGCUAUCUCCUGUACGGCCCUCCCGGAACAGGCAAAUCCACGAUGAUCGCAGCCAUGGCGAAUUUGUUGAAAUACGAUGUGUAUGAUCUCGAAUUAACGGCAGUUUCGAGCAAUGCCGAUUUAAAGAGGCUGCUGAACAGAACGCCCGGCGAUUCUAUCCUCGUGAUCGAAGACGUAGAUUGCUCGAGCAAAAUUACAGUUCAGAGGGAGAUCAAGAAGCAGAAUGGCGACGAAAAGGAAAAGGUAAUAGAGAAAGUGACGCUCUCUGGACUCUUGAAUUGCCUCGACGGGCUCUUCUCGGCGAACGAGGGUGGCCGGUUGAUGGUGUUCACGACGAACCACAUCGAGAAUCUCGAUAGCGCGCUUAUUCGGCGGGGCCGAAUGGAUAAGCAUAUCGAGAUGUCGUUCUGCAGCUUCGAAGCUUUCAAGGUUUUCGCAGAGAACUAUCUUGAAAUUAAAAACGAAAACCAUGAUCUGUUCCCCAGAAUUCAAGGACUUCUGGAAAGAGUCAACAUAACACCAGCGGAUGUGGCAGAGAAUUUGAUCAGAAAGAGUGUGGAUUCCGCCGAUUCAUGCUUAAAAAACUUGAUCAAAGUUUUAGAGACGCAGCUGCAGGCGGAGGCGGCUGAAGAGAAAGAAGAUCAGGAGGACAAUAAUGACCCGCCCCAAAUAAUAAAGUCGGUGCGAGAGAACGGAUAUCACUGACUCACUCUUGAGUCCGCAGUGUCUUGGUCUUUGCAUAUUAUUUAGUUGUAAUUUUCGGUUUAAUCUGUUUGUUCUUGGGCUUAAUUAGUUUAGCUUACCAAACAGACUCCCUGUUCUGUUUGAUGCCCCCCCCACUUCUGCUUUGUGUUACUUGUACGUUGAAUAAAUUUUCCCUUGCCGCUCUGCUUUCCCGGAAAGUAAAUUCAUGGAGAUGGGGACGACAGGGGAUUCAAGCCAAUGCUUGAUAGUCUGUUUGGUAGAUGAGAAU